UGAACACCCUUCUGUCACAAACUCUGUAAGAAAUACAAUCGUAAAAACUACCUCCGAGUGAGACGAAGGUAUUUUUCAAGCAAUCCAAGAGAGUUUAAGUUKCUAUUGCACGGACCAGAAAACAAMAARAACAAACAAUAACUGCCUGAUCGCAGAGAAACGAGAUAAUGAUGUCAGGGUCCACGAGACAAACCAUCGUCACGGUCCUGUUUCUGUGGAGUGCAUGCCUCGCUCCUCUCUCCAUGGCGGCCCAGAAGCAGCCGGAAGAAUAUCAGCAGCGCCUAGUGGACUGGCUCCUGGAAGAUCCAACUUCUUUCUUCCACCCGUCCAUACGCUUCCGGCGCUUGGGCCCCGACGGGGAAUCGGGCCCCUACGCCUACCACGCCACGGAAGAUAUCCCAAAGGGGACCCCGCUGAUCGUCCUUCCCCGGAAGUAUGUCAUAGAGAGCCACCAGCCCGUGGAGAUUGGACGCAACCCCGGCCCCCGAGACUGUGUGACGGUGCAGAAAAUGCUAGAGGAAUACGAAAAAGUGAAGAACAGCAAAAAAGACCCUUCGACUCCGUCGUCGUUUUACGAGCCAUACYUGUCCUAUUUGUUCGACGACACGGUGGGUGGAACCUCGCGCGGGUUGCUCCCUACCACUUGGUCACCGGAAUCUAAGGAAAUCCUAGAACUCAUCCUCGAGCCCCAAGGGGAUUACUACACACUGGAGCCAGAAAUUUUUGAGCAUCCGUUCGUAUCGACGUACUGCCCCGAAAACAAGUUAUUUCAGUUUUCGAUUCUCCAGGACGAUGGCAGCGACGACAACGACGACGACGACGAAGAUGAUGAUCUCUACACCGAAAAGGAAUUAGACGAGCUUAUCGAGACCAUCAAGGUCCAGGACGCCUUUUUGUUUCUCAAGUCGCGGGGAUGGGACGACAAGCUACUCCCGCUGGUGGACAUGUUCAACCACCGAAACGGGCCGCAGCGCAACGUUGAGGUGACCUCCGUGCACGACGGAGGCGGCGAUAUUGCCGCCUACACCACCCKAGACGUUGCCGCCGGGGAGCAGCUGCAGUACACCUAUUCCGAGUGUUUCGAUUCGACUUGUGCGUACAGCGCAGUCAUGUACAACUACGGCUCCCAGCCAAUCCUGGCGGACUACGGAUUUGUGGAACUGUAUCCCCAGCGCUGGUAUCUAGGGGGUGCCGACGACGAUGUUGUCGCACCCGAGGCCGACGACGACGAUUACUCUACCGUGGUGGACGAUGGAAAAGUCCAGGACCUCACCGUCGAGGUUACCACGGACGAGAACGACGACUCCAAGAUUGUGUUGCGUUGGAUCUUCCGGACGCCCAACACGGCGUCGCUCCAAUGGAUCAAGGAGCAGCUGGAUCGGCUGAAAC
This is a messenger RNA of Pseudo-nitzschia multistriata, 1389 nucleotides long. The record is from the annotation of a GenBank genome assembly. Lineage: Eukaryota; Bacillariophyta; Bacillariophyceae; Bacillariales; Bacillariaceae.